AUGGACAUUCGCGACUUGGAAAUUAUGCCCCCUCCAGAUCAGAUAUUCGAGGUCGAUAUCAAGAUCCAACCAGAGGACCCCGUCCCACCAGUGCAGCAUUCACGCUACUAUCUGGAUGACGGUGAUUUCUAUGUUGUGGCCGUCGAGGACAACAUCAUUUUCCGUGUUCACGCACAUUUUCUUCGGAAACAUUCGAACUGGAUUCAGUCACAGGCUCUCUCAGUUGGGAGGGACAAGGGCAAUCCCUUGUCCCUUUGCGAGAGCGUCACUGCAGAGGACUUUGCGAUUAUUCUCUGGGUGUUUUACGACGACUCGCUUGAGCGGCGUGCGUCGGGGAAAGAGUGGUUCGAGAUCCUCCUUAUCGCAGAGAAGAUGCAGAUGCCACAUGUUCAGCUCCUUGCUCUCAGUAAGCUCAAAGAUCUCCCCGUUGCUACCGAUCCGCUAGCAAAGAUUGCCGUCCAGCAGCGCUACUCGAUUCGCACUCAAUGGGCCCAAGACGCUUACCUUGAGCUUUGUAUUCGCCCGAAGCCUCUCACACUUGCUGAGGGCGUGAUCAUCGGGAUGCCUGCUAUGGUCAAAGUAGCUGAUGCUCGGGAGCAGAUGGCUCGGGCUUCACUGGAUGGGAGAUCCCGAAAGCGGCCAGAUGAGAUUGUAGCACGCGUUAUUAGCGAAGACGUUUCACCGGAUUUCGAGCCCCCAGUACCAGUUACACUCGGCCUGUCAGAACUCUUUGAAUGUGUUGUAGAGGGGUCGAAUGUUGUGGUCCAUACAAGAGAUAGAGAAUUUCGAGUCCAUCGACAUUUCUUGGAGAUUCAUUCCCCUCUGUUGCGUCAAAUGCUGUGCCCUGCGGCCCCGGGGGAAUGGGAUGUCGUUGAAGAUAGCAUCUCACUGGAUGUCGACGGCAUACACUUUUCGUGGAUACUGGCCCUCUUUUAUAACGAAAGCCUCUGCAUAGAUCUCUCUCCUGCUCAGUGUGUCGCAAUUCGAGCGAUCGCAGAGAAGUACCAGAUGGACAAGAUUGGCGCGUUCGCGACAAGUCGGACGGGCAACGCGAUAGAUCUUAUUGAUAAGGUCAAGUCUAUCCGACACUUUCAUGUACCGGCCAGUAGUACAUGGGCGAGCGAAGUCUACCAGCAACUUUGCUCCAGACGUGCGCCAAUAUCUAUAGACGAAGGCGAGCGGCUGACCCCGGAGAUAUUGGUGGACAUCAGCGCACGAAGAGAAGAGGCUUUAUGGAAGAAGUGCGAGGAGUACGAAAGCGCAGCAAGGGAUGCCGAGAUAGUAAGGGAAGACCUGGAAACGUCGCUGGAAGAGUAUAAGAGGCUGGCCAACAGCAGGCGUAAACGAUAG
Messenger RNA from Pleurotus ostreatus (oyster mushroom), 1350 nucleotides. RefSeq lists its product as uncharacterized. The coding region runs from base 1 to 1350 and encodes 449 amino acids. The transcript is spliced from 5 exons. NCBI's taxonomy places the organism in Eukaryota, Fungi, Basidiomycota, Agaricomycetes, Agaricales, Pleurotaceae. The record is from RefSeq and is a predicted model, not a curated record. Gene Ontology annotation, molecular function: protein binding.